UGCGACAUCGAAAUGACCCUGGCACUUUCGUUGGUCCACUCUCUCGAGAAGUCCUCGCUGGACUGCUAGCUAGGGCUAAUUCAAUGCCUGUGAACUCUGUUUUGAGUUUCCCAAAUACCAUCAUCUCGACGAAGGAUGAAUGCUGCUCGAGAACCUAGCCAAGGCCGCAGAGCAACAGUGGGAACUACUUCGAGCAGGAAAUACUCCCCUCCGAGCUUUCUUACACAUUCUACUUGGCCGGUUACAAAGACUCCAUCAGGGAAAGGACUAUUUCCAAAUGGGUGUCGAGUGCCGCAGUGCCCGAAUAAGAACUGCAAGCUCACCAGUCAUCGCCUCUACGACCACACAGCGCUGCGGCGCGUGGCGAACAGAUUGGUGGUGAAGCGCGUCGAGUCGCCAGAGGCUCCGAUCGGCCGAGAAGGAGUUGAUGGGAUAGGCCAGCUGCCUAUCGACGGUGAAUUGGACUCUCAGUUUCGGGCGUUGUUCCAUCAUUUCUUCGAUUCGGUGUUUGACAGACUGGCCGACAUAUUUCGAGGGCCUCUGCUUGUACCGGGUUACAAGACACGCAUGUUAGGUGUCGCGAUGUCAAAUCAGGCCUAUUGCAUGGGACUUAUUACCCAGGCUCAUACCGAUAUGGCGCUUUCGAGAGGCGCUUUUCAUGAGACACGAGAUUCCCUCGGAUUGUACACGAAACUCAUCGGAAUAUUCCGCACACAGCUCGCCGCAAGCACCGGUCAAAGUCGGCCUGACCCACUGCACAUCGAGCUCGCUCUGCUCGUCCUGUGCAUUCUGCUUUCAUACAACGUGACACGAGGGCGAAUCAGUGAGCUACGCAUGAACUGGGCCGCUCUGCAACACCUCGUCAGUCUAAGAGGUGGUGUCCAUUAUCUCACCGUGUCACUCGCAUAUGUUGUACACGUUGACCGGUUGUGUGCUACUACGUCUGGCGUUUUACCGACUUAUAUGAGUUCGGGAGGCCGUCUACGACUCUUCAAUCGUCCUCCGUGGUCGAAAUAUAGCCCGGGAUUUUCCAAGCUUGAGACGUCGCCCACGCUGGCUGUGGAUAUUCCGGUACGGGAACAAUGCCUAAGUACAUGCGAAUUGCUCGCCUUGUAUGACGCUUUUCACUCUCCAAAAGGGAAAAAUCGACACACCGUUUUAUCACCUCCACCUAGUCCGGAGUAUCUGUACUAUCUCCGCGACCAAGUGGAUGAGCAGUUUGCCAUCCUCUAUGCAAGUACUCUGAGGCAAGACACGCCUUCGAGGUGUAUCUUGCUGGCAACCAGGAUUGUCGAAUAUCCCGUGACGUGGGCCAAUUAUGUGCCCACAAUGACCAUGGACUUGUGCGGCGAGCUACGUGGUAUGUUACGCCGGCAGGACCUGUUUGAGUGCUGGUCGGAUUCGUUGGACGUCCUAAGCUGGAUUCUCUUCGUUAUGCUGGCAAGCCCAUGGCCUUUUCAGGGGAGAGCAUGGGCUGUCGUUCAUCUACGCGGUAUUAUAGGGGCAAGAUAUGGGGCUGCGGCCUGGCCAGAAGAAUGGAGGGCCGAGGAGCUCGGGAACUUGACGGCUUAUGCCUGGAAUGAGAGACAUUAUUCCUCAAGGCUUGAACAAGUCUUCACAGAGCUAGAGAUGGGCGGCUUAGCCAGUGCGUCAAGAAGAGAAGCGAUCAUGGCGCAUGAUACGAUUACUACUUCGAUCAAGGCCGAACCUUGAUAGUUAUAUUCAUAGAUCUAUCCAGAGAUUUGAACAUAUCUCCAAGGGCGAGGCCAUCAUCACGAGAUGAAAAGACUGACAUAGAACUCCACAGUGUUAUGAUGCCGAGACAUUCCCAUUGACAUUCCCGCCGCAUCCGUGCCUUUUUUUACGUUCCCCCACAUUUUUCAUCUUGCGGCAAUUAAAGUCCCCAUUGACUAAAGGAAUGACACGCGU
Exophiala viscosa is the source of this 1929-nucleotide messenger RNA. RefSeq lists its product as uncharacterized. The transcript is spliced from 2 exons. The coding region runs from base 136 to 1713 and encodes 525 amino acids. NCBI's taxonomy places the organism in Eukaryota, Fungi, Ascomycota, Eurotiomycetes, Chaetothyriales, Herpotrichiellaceae. The record is from RefSeq and is a predicted model, not a curated record.